AAAUGAAGUAAAAGUAUGUCAUUUCUGACUUCCCGCAUUUGUUUUCAAAGAAAUAUAUUAGUUCUUCCUUCCUUUGAAAACCAUAAAGCUCUUAGGUUUCAGCUCGUAUUCCUCACGCGACCCUACCGACCUACCACUCCUAUGGCAUCUUUCACCGAGAAGCCCGGCGCAUCACCUUCCACGGACAAGUCAGAACCUCCUAGCAAUCUCACUCAUCCCGAAGCUGAACUUUCUGUGAAGGAGAGCGAGGAUUCGAAGACCCCCGAGACUUCUGCGGCCUUGGUUGCAGGGGAAAGCGGCGGUCCCGUCGACAAUGUCCAGAAGAAGAUUCGACGAGCUGAGCGAUUCGGCGUACCCGUCCAGUUAUCUGAGCAAGAGAAGCGUAAUUCUAGGGCUGAAAGGUUCGGCACUGCACCGAGCACAAAUGGAUCAGAAGCAUCUAAGCAAUCAGAGAAAUUGAGGAGAAAGGCUAGGGCAGAGAGGUUUGGGAUUGCUGCACCCUCUACAGCUACUGAUGAGGAUGCGAAGAAGAAAGGUCGUCUUGCCAGAUUUGCACCAUAUUCCAAACCUGAUUCAGUUGAGGAAGAAAAAAGAAAAGCAAGGGCAAUCAGGUUUUCAAAUCCUUCUUCUAAUUCUUUAUCACAGGAGAAUGGCAAGGUAAACCUUGAGCCGGAAGCUCCUAUUGAUGGAAAGGCUGGUGGAGAAAUGUAAUACCCAAAAUUUUGGUUAGUGACCAAAAUGUAAAUUUUGAAAGUUUAGUAGCUAAAUUAUAAAGUUUGGAAAACUUUAGGGACCAAAGUAGUAAUUUUCAAAAGUUAAGGGGACCAAAAGUGUGAUUUAUAGAAGUUAUGUAUUGUGACCCCAAAUGAAUAGUUGAAUUUCACCUUCUUGACGUUUUUGUGGGAAUCAAAUUAUUGAUCUGAAA
Hibiscus syriacus is the source of this 925-nucleotide messenger RNA. Its product is annotated as protein MODIFIER OF SNC1 11-like. Gene Ontology annotation, biological process: poly(A)+ mRNA export from nucleus. The coding region runs from base 16 to 711 and encodes 231 amino acids. The record is from RefSeq and is a predicted model, not a curated record. Lineage: Eukaryota; Viridiplantae; Streptophyta; Magnoliopsida; Malvales; Malvaceae. The transcript has 5 exons. Gene Ontology annotation, cellular component: nucleus.